Molecule: messenger RNA, 1463 nt
Organism: Fomitopsis serialis
Lineage: Eukaryota; Fungi; Basidiomycota; Agaricomycetes; Polyporales; Fomitopsidaceae
Product: NAD(P)-binding protein
Exons: 7
Coding region: 1-1290 (429 amino acids)
Biological process (GO): glycolipid biosynthetic process
Cellular component (GO): plasma membrane; lipid droplet; mitochondrion
Source: RefSeq, a predicted model, not a curated record
AUGUCGACAACCGACAUCAUUGUCCUCGGUGCUACCGGUUUCACCGGUCGCUUGAUCACCGACUACCUCGCGCACCAUCCCCAACGCGCGUCUUUCACUUUCGGUGUUGCGGGACGUUCUCAAGCCAAGCUUGAGGCACUGAAGAAGAGUCUGGAUUUGAACGACACUAUAAAGGUUGUCCAACUGGAUGUAACCAACGGAGCGCAGGUGGAGGAGGCGGUCAAGAGUGCGCAGGUGGUCAUAAACGCGGUGGGGCCGUCCAUUUACUGGGGUGAGCCCGUCUUGAGGGCGUGCUUAAAGCAUCGAAGACAAUACGUUGACCUAUGUGGAGAGACGCCGUGGAUUCGUGAGAUGAUCCUCAAGUACGACUAUGUCGCCACCAAAGCCGGCGUGCUCCUCGUCCCUUCCUGUGGGUUCGACUCAGUGCCCGCGGACCUCGUCGUCCACCUCGCCAGCAAAACCCUCAAGGCCGCCUUAGGUCCACGCGCAUCCCUUGGACCGUCGCUUACGGUCUACCGCGCGAACGGCGGAUUCUCCGGUGGUACCCUAGCUUCCUUGAUGGCGAUCGCAGAGAACGUGCCGAUCGAGAAGCUGCAAGAGGUGCAGGCCGACUAUGCUCUCGGACCCGCGGUCGGGAAGUCGGGCGUGAAGGACAGGUUGUGGUACGAGGUGCCGUUCGCAGUGCCCAACCGCUUUGCGAUGUACUUCUUCAUGGCUCCGAGCAACCGUGCGAUCGUGCAGCGUUCCUGGGGACUGAAUGUCACCGCUGCCGCGGCGAAGGCGUCGAAGGUCUCGUCAGCCGCAGAAGAGGACGAGCUCGCGCGGUCCCUAUACGGCGAGGAGUUCACGUACGACGAGUGUCUGGAGCAGUGGCCUGCGCGGGGUGUGCUGGGCUGGUUGAGCGUCACAAGCGCGAGCUUAGCAUCCGCAAUACUAUUGGUGCUGGUAGUGAAAAUGAAGAUAGGCUUCUUCGAGAUUACAAACCACUCCCGGUCGGUGCGUGCACCAGGAGUCCCAGAGGUGUGCAUCAGGACCGUUAUGCAUGGGCAGGGUGACCCUGGCUACCGCCUUUCCGCCCGGAUGAUCUCGGAGUCUGCGCUUGCGAUCGUUCUGGAGAAGGACAAGCUGCCGCGGAUGGCACAGGAGGGCGGGAUCCUUACCCCUGCGACGGCGUUCGGCGAUGUGCUGAUCAGGAGACUGGAGGCGUGCGGGUCGUUCUCGUUCGAGAGCCAUGUGAUCACGCCUGAGGAAUCUUGCACGCUUGGGGAGGAAGAGAGGAAGCAACACUGAGGCUGGCAGAGUAGUAAACGAGUCUCCUGUAGUGAGGCCCUACACACGACCUCGUUGAGUGGAGGAGGGCAGUCGUGUAUGGAGAGUACGGUGGGCAUCAUCCUUGGCCUCUAGGAAUUGCGAUUAAACUUGUGAAACACAUGUGGUACUUUGUCACCGUAUGGAUGUCCCUC